AUGCCUAUAUUAAAUAAUCAGAUCAUCUACGCCAAUACGCCCUCCCCGGCUAUUGACCCUUCCUUAUCGAACGGCACCUUCAAGCUGAACACCACCACCAUUCCCGACUAUGUCCCCGAUGACAAAGUGCUGGUGCGCGUCCACUACCUUUCUCUCGACCCGGCCAUGCGACAAUGGCUCACCGCUAAGCGGUCCUACAUUGCCCCCGUUGAACGGGGCAGCAUCAUGCGCGGCCAGAGUAUCGCCCAGGUAAUCGGCGUGGGCGGCGGGCUGAAGUCCCAAUACCAGGUUGGAGACUGGGUGGUCGCAUACUCCGGCUGGCAAGAGUAUGCACUGCUGGGUCCCAAAGAGGUAGAGAAAAUCACCAUUCCGCCGGGAUGCAGGCCCACCGACGCCAUGUCAGUGUUCGGAGUGACCGGUUUGACUGCAUACUUCGGGAUGACCGAGGUUGGGCAACCCAAGGCUGGGGAGACGGUGGUCGUCUCCGGAGCGGCUGGCGCAACGGGCAUGGUUGCCGGGCAGAUUGCUAGGAUUCUAGGUGCGAAGAGAGUUGUCGGGCUGGCCGGGAGUGCGGACAAGUGUGAGUUUCUACGUACGGAGCUGGGCUUCGAUGCGGCCAUCAAUUACAAGGACAAGGACUGGAAGAAGCAGCUGAAGGAUGCCACCCCGGAGUACAUUGACGUCUUCUUCGACAAUGUCGGGGGUGAGAUCCUCGAUGCAUGUCUGGCUCGGGCCGCACGAGACUCUCGGUUUGUCAUCUGCGGUGCUAUCAGUCAGUACAACGCGGCCAAACCCCAGGGGCCGUCCAACUUCAUGACCGUCAUUUCACAACGGGUGACGGUGAAGGGCUUUAUCGUUUUCGACUACGCGAAGAAGUAUCCGGUCGCAUUGAAGGACCUUGCCACGUGGUUGACGCAGGGCAAAAUCAAACGCAAGGAGCACAUCAUCCCCGGCGGGCUGAAGUCGGCACCGCAGAGCUUGGUGAGCCUGUACCAAGGGGCCAAUACGGGCAAAAUGAUGGUCGAGGUGGCUCCGGUGAGUGAGGCGAUCGCAGCCAAGGCGAAACUAUAG
This is a messenger RNA of Aspergillus tanneri, 1071 nucleotides long. Its product is annotated as NADP-dependent oxidoreductase. The coding region runs from base 1 to 1071 and encodes 356 amino acids. Gene Ontology annotation, molecular function: oxidoreductase activity, acting on the CH-CH group of donors, NAD or NADP as acceptor. The record is from RefSeq and is a predicted model, not a curated record. NCBI's taxonomy places the organism in Eukaryota, Fungi, Ascomycota, Eurotiomycetes, Eurotiales, Aspergillaceae. The transcript has 2 exons.